This is a messenger RNA of Nelumbo nucifera (sacred lotus), 1508 nucleotides long. RefSeq lists its product as uncharacterized. Lineage: Eukaryota; Viridiplantae; Streptophyta; Magnoliopsida; Proteales; Nelumbonaceae. The record is from RefSeq and is a predicted model, not a curated record. Gene Ontology annotation, molecular function: acyltransferase activity, transferring groups other than amino-acyl groups.
GUGAUAGAUUCAGAAUAAUUUCUACUAUGUGGACUGUGUCAAUACUGUUCACAAUUCGAAAUCCAGACAAAACUGUGUAAAACCACUCUGGGAUUUCAGAGAGAGAGAGGUGAUGGCAAUGGUCAUCCACUACUGUGAUUUACAAUCGUUACGUCGUCUAUCCCUUCCCUUCUAGCUUCUGGCUUUCAUACUCAAAUUCUGUGAGAAUUCCUAUAUUCCAUCUUCUCUCUUUUUUCUUCCCAAUUCUGGUUCCCACUUUUCCAUCCACAACCCCCCAUCCCCAGAUCCUCUCAAUUCACUCAAUUGAAAGCUCCUUUUCCUCAUGUUUCCCUCUGUUGUACUGCUAUUCAGUAAUUGGCCUUCUGAUCUUUUUAAUCAGUCUCCAGUUUGUGUUAAGGAUUCCACUCUCCACCUCCAUCUCAUCUCGUGGCUCUCGUUUUGGAAGCCUGGGCCCUACCCCAGUGGUAAAACCCUUUUCCAAAUAUGUCCAGCCCUCAGUGCUUACCAAGUUAUAUAACCUCAAGAGACAGAGCAACCGAUCACCUCUUCACUAGUUCUUUUCACUCCCUUUAAUUUCAACCUCUGGCUUGAUUCUUUUCCGAGUUCUUAUAUUGUUAUCAUUAUCUAUAAUCUGAGUAGAUUACCAAGUGGAUGUCUGAUGACGUUUGUGCUUUUGUACUGCAGCAAAUCCCUACUGGCCAGUGGAUGACCCAUGGAUUUGUACUACCUCAACUGAUUCAAUUAACCGUACUGCUGCUGCUGCUACCAAGAAUAUGGAUGUGAAUUUGUCGAGUAUCACUCUGCGUCCGUUCAGACUCACAGACCUUGACGACUUCAUGGUGUGGGCGAGUGACGAUCAAGUAACUCAUUUCAUGAGAUGGAACACCUUCAGCUCUAGGGAAGAGGCACUGAACUACAUCAGGGACGUUUGCAUCCCCCACCCUUGGCGCCGAUCAAUAUGCUUGGAUGACCGCUCCAUUGGAUUCAUUUCUGUCAAGCCGGCUUCCGGCAACGACUACUGCAGGGCUGAGGUGGGUUAUGCCAUUGCCUUUAAGUACUGGGGCCAGGGGAUUGCCACCAGAGCUUUGAAGAUGGCACUCUCCUGUGUGUUCAAGGAUAUGCCAUAUUUGGUGAGACUGCAGGCUUUGGUUGAUAUAGAUAAUAAAGCUUCUGAGAGGGUCUUAGAAAAAGCCGGCUUCCUCAAGGAGGGUGUUUUGAGGAAGUAUUGCCUUCUCAAAAGUGGGGUUAAGGAUCUUGCUAUCUACAGUUUCCUCAGUACUGAUAGCAUUCUAGACUGAUAUAUAUACUCUCUUGUUUUCUUUUUCUGGCCCCCUUUUCACAUCUGAGCUGAACUGGAUUAGUUAACUGACCAGUCUACGGUUUAUUCUUUAUAAACUUCUUCCCAUCUCUCUCUGAUAAGUGUGUAUAUGUCACCUGACAUUGAAGGUUUCUAUGGGUUCUCUUUGAAAAGUAAGUUUCAGUCUGAAGGCCUUGCCACCUGGCAAAAA